Molecule: messenger RNA, 741 nt
Organism: Urocitellus parryii (Arctic ground squirrel)
Lineage: Eukaryota; Metazoa; Chordata; Mammalia; Rodentia; Sciuridae
Gene: Lypd4
Product: LY6/PLAUR domain containing 4
Cellular component (GO): plasma membrane raft
Source: RefSeq, a predicted model, not a curated record
AUGGGAUCCCAGCAUUUGAGACCUGUGCAUCUGCUCUGCCUCCUAGGGGCCAUCUCUUCUCUACCUUGGGCUGAUACUCUUUUGUGCUAUGAAGCAAGAGCCUCAGCAUUCAGAGCUGUUACCUUCCAUAACUGGAGGUGGCUUCUGAUGAGGAGCAUGGUGUGUAAGCUGAGAGAAGGCUGUGAGGAGACACUAGUGCUCAUUGAGUCAGGGACCAGAAGGGGAGUUGUGGGGUUUAAAGGCUGCACUUCAAGCUUAUCUUACCAUCAACAAGUCUCCUACCUUGUUUCACCUCCUGGAGUGUCCAUUGCCUCCUAUAGUCACGUUUGCCGGACCUUUCUCUGCAAUAACCUCACCAACUUGCAGCCUUUUGUGAGGCUCAAGGCCAAAUCUGCUAAGUCUACCUCAAGUUCUUCGAAUACUUGCCCAACGUGUGUGGGCAGGCACAAUGAGGAGUGUCUUCCAAAUUUUGUCUCCUCUGAGACUUGUCCCUCUGUUGCCCAUAGCUGUUUCAGUUCCACCUUCAAAUUUCAGGCAGGGACGCUCAAUACCACCUUCCUCAUCUUGGGCUGUGCUCGUAAAUAUCAGAAUCUCUUAUCAGAUUUUCAUCAUAUUGGAAGUAUCAAAGUGACUGAGGUCCUCAACAUCAUACAGAAGUCCCAGACUGUUGGUGCGGGGCCCUCUAGUCAAGAUCCUUCUUGGGGAAUUCUCUUAGGCCUCCUGCUUGUCUUCAGGUACUGA